GACCGAAGGUGGUGGUAUAUGUAGGUAGAGCAGUAAUGGAAGGGUUAUUAAAGACCCCAAGGUUAAUAGAGCUGGGAGAUAGAUUUAGAUUUAAGGCAUUGGCUACGGUGGUAUGAAUGUAGGUAUUAGUACUGGCAUCAUCGAGAAGCACAAUUCCUUCAUAUUGACAGGAAGGGAAGUCUGGAUUAAAAAUCGUGGUUCGAACACAUUUUAGCAAAAUUGGUCGGUAAUUGCUUGUAGGGUUAGUAGAAGAGUUUGUUUGUUGAUUGGGUUCUAAGUUAGGUGGAGGAGGUGGAUGGUAGUCAUUAAUUUGAGUGUAAGGUGCGGAUUGAGAGAAAUGGCAAUCGGGCGUUGGCUUGGGCUGUUGGAAAUUUGGCAGUCUCGUGGGAUGUUGGUAUUGGCGAGGGUUUUCGUUUCCAGUAUUACGGUAGGUGUGCGGAGGUCGUUGGGGAGGCCUUGGUAUAAAUUGAGAUUGGGAGGAUAG
Messenger RNA from Meloidogyne enterolobii, 484 nucleotides. The record is from the annotation of a GenBank genome assembly. NCBI's taxonomy places the organism in Eukaryota, Metazoa, Nematoda, Chromadorea, Rhabditida, Meloidogynidae.